Molecule: messenger RNA, 1081 nt
Organism: Dioscorea cayenensis subsp. rotundata (Guinea yam)
Lineage: Eukaryota; Viridiplantae; Streptophyta; Magnoliopsida; Dioscoreales; Dioscoreaceae
Product: putative RNA-binding protein YlmH
Exons: 9
Coding region: 53-1081 (342 amino acids)
Molecular function (GO): RNA binding
Source: RefSeq, a predicted model, not a curated record
ACCCGCCGUUCCCCAAUCUUCUUGGUAUCCAGAGAACUUCGCAUCCCGGAGGAUGUCGGCGAUGGCCAUGGCCGCCGUCAGAGCUUCUUGGUGGUUUUUCGCUCCUCCCCGGUCCUUGCAGUUCUCCAAACCAUCCCUUUUCCGUUCCUCUCCAGUGAGGUUGAAUGCUUACGGAAUAUGCAUCGCUUCUGGUGCUUUGAAGCCCGGAGGUGGCGUCGUCGUUGAUGCUUUGCUGAAAGGGGGUGGAGAUAGGAAUGUCGCUGAUGUGGUGAAGCACAUCACUGAUAUGGGAAGACGGGCUUCAUCAAGAAGGGAGAUUCUCCACACUGAUUUCCUCACGCCUCCUGUGGUUAAAGAGGCAAUGUUGGCACUAGAGAAGUUAGCUGAUAUCCAAGCUGUUUCCCAAGGAGGAUAUCCACAGGCUGAACGUUGUCGCCUUUCUGUUGGACAUCCUGAUAUUAUGACUACUGAUCCUGAUACAGUUGCUGCAUUGAGCAUCUCAGGGAACUUUGGGUUUGAACCUUGUUCUCAUGGUGAUUUCCUUGGUGCAAUUCUUGGUACAGGGAUUGUGAGGGAUAAAGUUGGAGAUAUAAUAUUGCAGGGAGAAAAAGGUGCCCAUGUCCUUGUGGUUCCAGAUCUUGUUGACUUUCUUACCACAACGCUAGACAAGGUUGGUAAUGUUUCCGUGUCAUGCAUACAGAUACCACUGCUUGCUCUGGAGUAUGAACCUCCAAGGACCAAAUCAUUUACAACUGUUGAAGCAUCAGCAAGGGUUGAUGCUGUAGCUAGUGCAGGAUUUAAGAUAUCGCGUUCUAAACUUGUUGACAUGAUCAGCAACGGUGAUGUGCGGGUUAAUUGGUCUCCUGUAACAAAAAAUGGAGCCACGCUCAAGACUGGCGAUAUCGUCUCUGUCAGUGGGAAAGGGAGGUUAAAGGUAAACUUUCAAACAAAAAUGAAAAGUUCAUUGCCUGAUUGCCUAAACUUCAAGAAUCCAUGUUUUGUUUCUUUUGAUGUUUUGCCUGUAAAAUGUGAACUUUGUUUAGAGACUUGCAAAAUCUUGUCAAAGGACCAAUUACCUUAA